Messenger RNA from Xyrichtys novacula (pearly razorfish), 11464 nucleotides. The record is from the annotation of a GenBank genome assembly. Lineage: Eukaryota; Metazoa; Chordata; Actinopteri; Labriformes; Labridae.
GUGAGAGUAGUGUGACAGUUGCUGGCCAGUGACUGUAGCCGACGUAGCUCCGUCUUUGCAGGCUGUCAUGCAUACCAACACACGAGGGGCAGGCAGCCUCUCUACAGGUGAAGCCGGGAUAGAUGAGUGCGGAAUGAAGUUUCUUUUCAUCGUCCCGCACCGACAGAAACUCGCUGCUGUGUUGCAGCCAAAAAUGAACCUCAGUGAUCCGGUUCACAGUCUCAUCAGAGGAUGGGCGGGCGGUGCCGGGAUCACUGAGGGGGAAACGGGGAUUUAACGCUUUCAUACUUGAACAGCGGUGCCUGCUGCUGUUGCUGCUGUAAUAUAUGUUAUGAACAGCGCAUGAUAAUGCAAUGAUAAUUAAAGGGGAAAAAAUUGUUUAGGAUGAACAAAAGUCGUAGUUUACCUUGUUUGUACGUUCAUAGUUGCCGUAGUGUUGAUCUCGUUGCUAUGGGCACAACAUCAAACUCAUGAGGCGGCAGCGAAAAGUUGGGGGAACAUUUUUCUCUUAUUCUUCCCCUCAUGUUUAGCCUAUGACUUAUAUUUGACAUUAAAACCAGAGCAAGAGUAUAUUUACAGAAUUACAGGUGAGUACAGGGGGAAGUUGAAUGAUAGUCGCCCAUGCUCACCAAUGUUUUCUAAGUUAGUUAACGAUUAAGCCUUAUUGUUAAAAAAUAGAUAAGAUGUUUACUAGUAUUUGAUGCAAGAAGUAGGAACUGCUGAUUCUGACCUGAUACAGGACAUAAACUGCUCAACAGUCCGAGGUCUUAAUCUUUCUUUGCAUUAUUUCUGGAUAUCAGUUUUAAAUAAUCAAAAUCUGCUUUAUUCUGCUGCUGUUUAAAGUGCAUUGUAUCGAUUAGUUUUCUGUUCCCUUUGGGGAACAAAAAUUUAUCCCCCAGUUUGGAACUAUUUACAAUAUAUGCAUCUAUCAAUCUUCAAAAUCAUGACUUGUCCCUUGAAUAUCCUUAACCCUUGAAUGUCAGGUUAAUGUGAAUUUUUUGCCAUUUUCAGAUCACAGGCGAGAAUUAAAAGUGCUAACAGCCACAGUAACAACUCUGUCUGCAUUGCUCCCAGUGCACUAAACAACUCAGCACCACAUCUACAAUGACCUCACCCAAAGGAGAGAGGGAGGAUGAGGAGAUCCCUGAUCUACAGCCGAACUUUGUCUUUGGGAACACCUUUAUCAAACCAAAGACCAAAUCCAAAGACACUCAGCGUGAGGAUAGCGGGCCCCUUGAUCUCCCUGAAUAUUAUUCAACAGAUAUGCUGUGUCUGAGAAGAACUAAUCUGAAACAUGUCACAGACAGUAUUUUGAAAAGUAGCUCUGUAAAGGUCAGUUUGGACUUCGCUUUACAUUUAUCAACCUCUGCCCACCAAGCAAUGGAUGCUGUGUUUUGCAAGCUUUUAAGCAAACCUCUUAAAUGUCAGAAUUAUCAAUUCCAAUGCAUUACUGAAUAGUCCUAACUCUAAUUCUGUCAUUGUCAGUGUUUAUACCUCGAAGGGAACCAGAUAACAAGCAUCCCAGAAUCAUUCUUCAUCAGCCUUCCCAACCUGCUGUGGUUGGAUCUCAGGAAUAACCAAAUUGAAACACUCCCUGCUGAAAUUGGCUUGCACAGGUACCUUUCUUAUGCAACUGCUCUUUGAAAUUUAUGCUGAUUGAUUCCAAGCCCCUCAGCCACUACAGGAGUACAGUAUGUUCAUUCUUUGAAAUGUCACAUUGGAGAACAUUUUAGAUAGGGAUUUUGGUAUCGCAGAGUUCUUUUUGAGUGCAAAACUAAAUGAAUACUUUCCAAAAGUACCAGAAUGAUAUUCUUUUUGAUUAGAGCAUAUUUUGUUCAAUGAAGAUUUCUCCGGUCUCAGCUUAAAACCUGGUCAGAAUCAAUUCCGAAAUUAUCUAAUAUUCUGCGAUUUAUUUUUUUUUCCUUUAGAUGUCUGAAGACUUUACUUCUUGAAGGAAAUCCCAUCUCAGAACUGCCAGAAGAGUUGGGUGAGUUGAGUUCAUCUUUAUCUGCAGCCAGUGUUUCUGUUCUUUGUGAUAAGAGAGUCUGUGUGUUUUAUGAGUUUCAGUCAGCCUCACUGGCAGGUAAAGGAGAGUAUUUCCACUGACAACUAUGAACUAGGAGUUUAAUUUGGAGUUAAUAAGUAGCUUUAUUGUGUGAUUUACUCUCAGCUGUAAACAUUAAGAUAGUUAGUGGUAUUUAUCAAUAGUAAGUGUAUUAACCACAGGGGAUCCUCAUCAGCUCGACGCCUUUGCUGCAGACAGGGUCAACUCUACCCCAAAAUAAGUCAGUCUGACCCAAACGCUAUAGAAGGUCUAAAUGUAAACUCUAUUUCCAACAGUUUCAACAGUUUGUACACUCUCAGACCCAGCACUCAUGUUCAAAAACCUUAUUACCACCUCUUUAAAACCUAUUUGAAAUAUUUGAGGGUCUUACCAGAUAGUUAGUAGAAAUUGAGAAGAUGGUUAGCAAGUUUUAGUUAGUCAAAUAAGUUGCUUCAGAUAGCUGCAGUGAAGUCUGCAAAAUAGUUCUUGGUGGAGAAGACACUCAACUACUCAGCUAAAAGUUAUGGUUAUUUCCUCUGACAUGCAUGGAUUGUUAUUUCAAGUGUAACAAAAUAACAAAAAGGCUCCAUAUUUUGAGAAAUGUCUGUUUUAUCUCACUGCUCAAAGUCAGCAGACUCCGUCAACAAAAAACAGACAAUCAUUUCAGCUACACAGAACAUGGGAGUUGUUAAUCUGCCACUGCCUCAAUCGGUCAAAUUGUUGUCUUUUGCUUUAUGUGUCCGAUUCGAAGACAUAGAAAAUAACACUCAUAUUUUUUUUCCAUUUUUGGACCAUAGAAACUGCAUGAUUCAGUUUAGUGUUGAGGGAUCAGCACCUCUAGUGUUGCAAGAGGGAAAAGUGUGUUUUUCUUUGGAGUUUGGUGGCUUUGAAAAGAGACAUGUAACAACUGUUUCAGGUCAAAAAAAGAAGUUUAGCUGUGUUUAGACUCUUUCUCUUUUUAAAAGACUAUUUCAGUCUGAUUCCUGUUUUUCAGGAGAUAGGACAACAGCAAGGGACCAGGGCUUCAAGGACUAUAGCCUCUACAAAAGUCAUGUCGUCAAACUGCUGAGCAAAACCAAAGCUUCAAAAGAUCAUUGUCUUUAUGAAUGCUAUUUAGUUGGGUGCAUUUUGCCCUGAGGAUUAUAUUGCAGCUGUAACAGUACAUUUUGGUUGGUGUUUUAAUAAAGGAAUGCACAAAAAUAUUCCAUAAAAAGGGCCCAGGUUUUAUUGCUGGGGUAACCCUGAAGGUGGAUAGUAAAAGAACGGACAGUUUCUAAGACACUUUCUCCUAUGUGCUCAUUAUAAAUUUAUCUGGAUAAUUGUGUUUUCUAAAUGCCAAACUGUGACCUGUGAACACAUUUUAAUCAAUUCUACAUCUAUGAUUUAUUUUUCUUCAGGUAAUGUGCCCACUCUAGAAGGCCUGAACUUGAGGAAUUGCCCUAUCACUUACCCCCCGCAGGAAAUCAUAAACCAGGGGGUCCACAGCAUCCUGCAGUACCUCAGGACUGCUCUGGCUAAGCGUCCAGUCAGUGUGAUGAAGACCUCUCCAGGUAAGUCAAAGGCACCUUAACUUUGAAUAGUGCAGCAGCGAGGUGUUCAGUAUGCACGUGCACCCCAGCCAUCUGCUCUUUUUGUCAAAGCGAGGACAUGCUGGUCACAAAAAUAGCUCCUUGCCCUGGUACCACUUCACUGGUGUGACUUCUGUUGCCUUGGAGACGGCGCGUGACACUCAGCUGACUAUGCCCCCCCAACCCUCCUUCCUGGAAUAUUUUUAGCCAGAUGAAAAUGAUCGAUAACCUGUGGGCUCUGAACAGGAGCUCUGUGUCUCUGAGCUCUGUCUGAAGGUAAUAACUGUGAGAAGCCCAAUACGGCCCCCCUCAGGAGAGGCUGCUGCUGCACAACCAGCUGAUCAAACCCCUCAAUCACGUCGUUUAUCUCCCCACACACAAGGUUAUCAAGAAAGAUGAGACUCUGGUCUCCAGGGGGGAAAUCUCCUUUCAUUUAAUUGGCUCAGAGAAUAAGUUCUUAAACAUACACCAGUCAUUUGCAGACUGCGGUGUCGUCUCCCUCUUUAAGCUGCGAUAAGGUUGAGUUUUAGUGUAAUCAUCCUUCACAUAGGGAGAAAUUAACAUUCAGACUCUAAUUUACAUAAAAUCUCAAGGUUGCAGGAAACUACUCUGCAAUUUGAUCUACUUUGUGAAUGUCAAACAUGUUCUCAUGUAAUGUAUGAAAGGAGAGGUAAGAUGCUCAAAGAUGUUACGUUUUUCUUUCCUGAUACCAAACUGAUGGUAGGAUGUGAAAAAAGCCAAAUGCUGAUCUGAUAACGCCGCAUAGUUUCACUUGAAAAGGAGAAAAACAAUUUCUUGCUUCUCCUGUGUGGAUGUGAUAUAAUUAGUGUUAUCAUUGAAGGGUCUUUGCCCAGAUUAAACUCUUUGUAACACAUAGAUAAACACAGACAGAGAGUGGAUACCACAGAACCUUCUUUAAUUGCGUAGUUUGACUGUCACUGGAAACCGAAACAGAACAUAAACAAGUUUGGAAACACAAAGAGUUCUGAACGGAGAAAGUUUUCUAAUAUCAUUAAAGAAACUACUUUUCUUUAACCUUGAUGAAAGACAUCACAUGGUAAAGACAUUUAUAAGAAAGUAGGAAAAGACAACCAGCUACUCUUGGCUUAGAAAGAUGUUGUGUGAAUCUUCUUAAAUACAAAUUUCUGCUCGUAUCUUUCUGUUGUUUUUCCUUAUUCUCACUUCAUACAUAAUGACCUUAAAUGACUUUGUCUUUGCUGCCCUGAUACAACAGCUGACUGUGGCAGGUACUUAACAGAAAUGGUGGCUGAAAAUUGCAACUGGUUUUGCAGAAGGCUGAGUAAGAGCAGGAAAACUUAUUGAUUUUGGUUGAAUAUUUUUCUUUAGCUAACGAGCUAACAUGAAUAAUCAGUGCAUUCCACAUUUGAGGCUGCAUUGGAGGCAUUUCUUGAACUGGUAUCCGUAUCAGAACAGUUCUAAACAUAGUGUAAUAGCUUCAAAUACUUUCAUAGAGUGAUUUUUAAAAAUCAACUAGUUGCUCUUACUCUCCUCUACCACUGUAGCUGUAGGCCACACACUAGUUUGAGACCUGCCUUCUUUCAUAUCUUAAUAAAUCUCACUAUUACUCUUGCGGUUGUUCCAUUGAUAGAGCUGCCAGUGAUGGAGAAGCUCCAGCUAUCAGAGUUGAGGGGGUCGAGUGUGGAGGAGCAGGAAGAAACUGUGGAUGAGGACGAGCUGCAGAGAUUCAGAGAGCUCAAAAAUAAAAUGAUCCAGCUGGACAAAGCUGAACUUGGAUCUAUUGCACAAAGAGACAAGAAGUCACAUCCUCUUCCUGUGGUCAAGAGGUAAGAUAAUAGAGAAAAAAAGGAGGAAACUCUUACUUGAUCCAGUUGUAUGACAUAACUUUUGCUCUUUUCUCAAAAGUUAAUGGAGGAGGUUAAUAACAGUCUUGUAUCUGCGGAUUAAAUAUGAAGCUACAGCCAGGCAGAGGAAUUAAGAGUUACCAUAUUGUUUAUUAAAAUAGAGGUUAAAAAAACAUUUUUUUCAAAGAAGGCUGCAGAAGUAGAGAUCUAUCUUCUUCUCUUCUGUACUCUUCAAGUUCAAUGCUUUUUGAAUUUCCCUCUGGUAUUAAUAAAGUAUCUAUCUAUCUAUCUAUCUAUCUAUCUAUCUAUCUAUCUAUCUAUCUAUCUAUCUAUCUAUCUGUCUGUCUGUCUGUCUGUCUGUCUGUCUGUCUGUCUGUCUGUUCAUCCGUCCGUCCGUCCGUAAAUCUAUCUAAAAUAUCCUCACAAUACGAAAAUAUAAACUCUCAAUCUGAAGGAUAUUUCUACCAGCUGAAACUGACCUCAUAUUUUUAGAUUAUUAAAUUGAUAUGAUAAUAUCAGUUUUAUGAUAAUAAUAUUCAAAUCAAACAACAACUUUGUUGUAUGAAACAUUAACUUCCGCCUGCAAAUUAGUUGGUUGAGGAGUGUCUUGCUGAAUCUGCAGUUGGUCAUCAGCCAUAUUGGCGGCUUGGCUUUCAUCCAUUGAUCUCCAAGUUCUCACAGACAUCAUUUUCUCCAUACCUCAGUGUCUGUGUGUCUUUAGACAUCUACUGUGUCCUUGUUUAAAUGUAGUGUCUCUCUUGUGUUGUUGUGUAAAAGAGGUAUCUUCAUCAGUCCUGAUAAUUGAAGGGGUGUGCAUGAUGGGGCAUAAUAAAAAGUGAUUAAUCUCUUAUCUACAAAAAGCACAGAAAAGAGCAUACUUGAAAAUGAAAGGUAGAGUACCUACAGAUACUUGUGGGAAGAAUAGGAUAUGAAACAAUAAAAGGAACAGAAAAAUAGACACUGAAGCACAGAACAGAUUCCUGGAAGCUCCUGUAAAGAACUUCUAGUUUAUGUUGGUUUUGGCGCCCUCUCUUGUCAAAGAUGUGCAUCCUUUAGUUUUUUCUUACUAGUUCUUUUUUUCCUGACACAAAAAAAAUCAUCCUGCUCCUUUAAAAUAGUGACUUUUUGCUGCUGACAUUGGGAAUAGAAGGUUGUUUGUUCAGAGUGCUGGCAAUCUUACAGUCUGACACCAGCCCCCUUUCAGUAUUUUCACGCAUCAAGAAGUGCUGAAGAGAAAUCCCCACUCUUGUUACUUUUGGUCGUCUUUGCUCUUGUAAGUCAAAACAAAACAUCAAUAUUCAUUUCAGUCUAUUUCAUGACCUGUUCAAAUCUCAUGUGGGCUUUAAGUCAAUUUUUGUCACUUCCCACCUGUGUAGCUAUGCAAUGCCAAACAUGGCUUAAGAUAAAAAAAAACUGAAACCAGUAAACAGCCUACCUGACACUGUCAGCAAUACUGCUCCCACAUAAAUUAAAUUAAUUAUUUCCUCUCUAUUUAGUCCACACACACACAAACACACAGACACACAAAAACAUUUUGAUUGGUGUUGAGUGCCAAACCAUUUCUUGGCUGGGAAAUUCCUGGGAUCUGUGCUGGUUACCUGGCAACUGGUGCUGGAUGAAAAAUAGUUAUUGUCAUUUUUACACUCCCAUUUUUGAAAGAUUGAAGAAGUGAAGUUAUCAAGUGAGCUUCAGGGGAGCUGCUGGGUGGAGAUUGUCACCCAUUGGAGGUAGUGCUUGCAGUUUUUAGUCUUUAUGCUGCUGGCUUGAGCUACAGUAUAUAGUAGCACAAUUCAGACACCAGAUUUGACAACAGGUCUCAUAAUAUCCUAGAAGGGAGGUAAUCUGUUUCUUUGUUCAUUAAAAAAAAGUCUUAAAUAAUGUACAUUUCUUCCUUUUCAUUGAGCUCAGUUCGACAAAAUCGUUGUUUUAUUGUUUUCAACAUCUUUCAUUUCCUAGCAGCUAAUACCUGUAAACCAAAAACUAUUUAUCAACUCUCUUUACACUCUGUGUAACAAAGUUUGAAAGUGUUAUUGGCUUCCUAACAGAAGAGGCAAGCUCUUUUUGUUCUGUAGAUAACUUCAGUGCUGAGGUUAGGAGUUUUGCCAAACUGCCCAUAAAGAGAACAGAAAAAAUCUUUUUAAUGACAUUCUCUGCAGAGAAGACAGUGAUAGAAAUCUCCCCCGCUGUCUCCACUGGGACUCAGAGCUCUGGAGCGCAAUAAAAAUAAAGCAUUUUGUUUCAAUUUAUUCGCUAGGAAAAAAGAGACCAGCAAAGCCGGCAUAAUCCCAGAGCUGAGGUUGUUUGACACUCAGCAAUGGAAGAGACCCGAGGAGAGGAGACAGGCUGCGAUGAAGGAGAAACAAGCUGUGCUCGAGCAGAGAAGAAAGUGAGUCCUUAUUGACUACAGCUUGAGCCCAAUAUGAUCAAGAUGCCAUUUACUAUGCUAGUGUCCUACAUCCAAAGAAUUAAAUCAUUUUUUUUUAAUCAAGUAUUUACCCACCCAUACAGAAAGUUUUGGAACUGGUUCACUAAGUGUCUUCAGCCAUGAAACAGGUUGUAACACCUGGCUUAUACAAAGUACAUCCCCAGAAAAAAAUCUAGUUUUUUUGUCACUGACUGUUCAGAUUGUAAUUGUGAGUUUAACCCUCCUGCUGUGUUCGGAUCUGCACCGACCCGUUUUUGAUUUUCUUAAAAGAACCACUUCAAUUAGCUUUUUUUGCAUCAAGACUUUUUGACUUUGUCAGGAGUCUCUAUUUCAAGAAAUUUAAAAAAAAUAAAUAAAAAAUUUGACUAAAUUAUAAAAUGCUCUUUUUAAAAUUAUGGCAUGUGUCCUGUUAGGGUCGCUGUUGACCCCGUUAGAUCAAUAUCUAAUAAUUAGAGCAAAAACUAAAAUCAUGUGUGCACUGUCAGGCACAACACUGACAGUCAGAUCCUCUUCCAAUCAUGUGAAAUUUAGGAAAUUCUCAUUUUUCCAUGUUUUUCUCUGCACAGAUGACAACCAAAUUGGAUGAUAGAGAAUUCUUUUUAGUGUAAUUUACAGCUGAGUUAAGACACAGGUCAGAACCGACCCUUAACAUGGUGGGUGCGUAGUAAAAGCUAACACAGGAUAAAGGUUAUGUGAGUAUUACAGAGAGGAUUCAAGAUAGAUCUGUUUGACGGGGUUGAAGUACUUUUUAUGAAACUGGAAACGGCAACUGAUUCAUCAUAAAAACACCAGACUCCAUUGACAAAAAUGACAUUUUUAUCUCAUAGCAAACAGAAGGUGCUGCUUCACUUGGUUUGUUCGUUCACAGCAGUCUGUCACUUUGGUUUUGUUUCACACUGGAACCGACACAACACUUAUGUGUCAAAAUAACACAAAUAAACAAAAAAUAAUAUGAUUCUGUGGUGGUAACCUGGAUGUCAGUGGGGUUUGGUGGUUGUUAAGACAGUGAUUUAGCAGCUGUCUCUAGUUUUAAAAAAUCAUCAUCAUCAAAUAUAUAAAUGCAAAAUUAAUAAAAAUGUUCUGUCACAAAGCUGGGUUUAGGGUUAGGGAUCAUUAUAAUGCUCACAGCCUAAUGACACAAAGAGUAAUCUGUGCAUGUUGUCCCCAUUGAUAACAUUUAGAAACAGAAGCCCAGGACCAUUUUCCCUGACAUAUAAUUAACACGCUGUAUUCUGGUCUACUUUAGAAGCCAGGAGGCUCUUCGAGCAUGGCGUUCACAGCCUAAGCCAAAAAAACAAGAAAAAUGGUGGAAUCAAGAGGUAUGUUCAGAAUAAAUCACCCUCUUUGCACCUGUCAACCUGCCAACCACAGGGGGGCAGUAGAGCAACACCAGUUUUGUACUGGUUUGAUGACCGUUAUACUGGAAUUACUGCAAAAUGAAGGUUUGAUGUUUCUCGGAGUCUACUCAGGUGGUAACAGAUGGUGCGUGCUGCAUCAGUGAUCACACAGUAAUAACACAUUACAGUCCAGGCUGGAGUCUGCAUGACGGUUAUGGGGCAGAUACUCUUCAGCUGAUACUGUUUGUAUCAUUAGUCUGAAUUUAGCCUGAGAUGUGAUUAACACAGAUGAGGUCAUUUGUCAGGUUGGAGCAUCAGCUGUAGUUGGUUCGUAAGGUGUUUUUCAAACAGCCGGAUCAUCAUAUAUAGAUAGAUUGACUUCAAACUCAGGAAAGCUGCUUUUCCACUCUGAUCUCUGUUUCAGGAAGCAGACACAAAUUUAAAAGCUGAUGUGGAAGACUCUCUUCAUACUCAGACUCCCAGCAUGACCAUUACAGAGCAGGAGGAGUCCAGGUGAAUGUGAUUAAGUUAAAAAUUAUGACAAAAUUGAAAUUUUUCCUUUUUUUUUUCUUCUGUUUAUUAAUGACUGAAAAGUGAAAAGAUGCUGUUUCCUACUCCUCUCUGUGAUGUACUGGGUGUAAAAACUGAUGUGCAUGCUGUAGUUCAGUUAUGAUGGAUAUGCAGUGAGUGUAAAAAUGUCCAUAAAUAAUAAGAUAAGUUGUUAUUAUUAUUGUUUGGAGGAUUCAAAGUAUAAGGUUAAAUCUAAGGGUACACGUUGUUUUGUUUGAACCCAAGUCCGCAAUGUAAAGGUUGUUAUGAAAUGUUUUGCACUUGCUUCUUGUUACAUUUAGGUUCAUCCUCCAUGCAUAUAAAGGUGUUGAUGGACUAGCCCUAAGCUAUAUUUCUAACUUUGUUGUUAAAUAUUUGCCUCCAAAAGCACAAUAAUGAUCUGUAUCUUUUUUUCCAAAGUUCCAUCACGUGUUCAGCCUUCAUCACUUCACUUAAAGCUUAUGGUUUAGGGUAUACCUCAAGAAAGUAACUCAAUUUCUCUAACUGUAAUUUAUGUUUUUUAUUUUUUUUUAUUUUCAAGUAAGGUACUGGGAGGAUAGCGAAGCACUUGAAGCGGGAUGCUUUUGGACAUGAAGUACCAUAAAAACGAGCUUAGUUAUUGUAAUUUUUAUUAUGAUUAUUCCACCCGAUCCAAACCUGGUUGGUGACAAAGGGUCUUUAGUUUUCCCAAACAAGACAUCAGGGAGCUGCUAUCAUCAGUUGUGCAGCUGCAGAUAGAAUUCUAGAGACCCCUUGUGGACAUGAAGAAAAACUACAUCAACUUCAGAACAGCAACAGUGUCUUUUGUUCUUUUAAAGCACCAUUCAGCUCAAAAGCAGAUUAACCACAUUAGAUAAAACACCUGGGUUUUUACUUCUUUGGUCAUAUAAGUUAAAGGUCAGUCAGUCACAGUAACACAUUUUGUCUCUUGCCUACUAGACGGUUAAAUUGUGAUACUGCUGACCAUAUGUUUAUUCAGUAUUUCUGCAUUCUUACAAUUUGAACUUUGACCUCUGUGUUCCUCCAGAUCUGCCCGUAAGCUGGAGCGGCAGAUCCGUUCCCAUGUGGAGACGAUGCAGGAGCGACGCAAGAAUCCCAGGGGCACCAGCAAAGAGCAGAUGGCAGCAGCAGAGCAAGAUCUGGAGGAGGUGAGGAGCUCUUCAUCAUUAUUCACACAACCAAUCUAUAUCUGACUCUUUGGUUAUUGAUCUGAAUUGGUUUCUUUUUUUGACAAUAGAUGAGGAAGUUGCAGACUCGGCUUCUGGAGAAGAGAGAAAGAAAUCUUGGAAAGUGUUUCACUAUCUUCACUGGAGACAACUGGCCAAGUUACCUUGACAACUGACUUCAUUUUGAGUUUGUGAUAUUAAGUCAAUUCUCUGGGCUUGCAAUCCUUAUAACUUUAAAUAAAGAUCAAAUGACUAUUGGAUCGCAAGUAUUUUGAGGUUUUCCAUUUUGUUGCUCUUUUUUUCCCUCGUGCAGGACAAUAUCACCCUGAAUUGUGUUAUUUUUUAAAUUAACCUCAAUUUAGAAGUCAAAAACUCAAGGUACGAGUUAGCAGUGCAGCACUGGUAAUCAUUUUAACAGUAACCUAUUUAGCAUUUUUGGUGUCUGAUUUAUACAAACCAAAACUCACUGUAAACAAAAAUCUUUAAGUAGAAUACCAGACAUCUUGGAUUUGAACCAUGACCAAAGAGGCAACAUAAAGAUGUAACACCAGA